Messenger RNA from Didymodactylos carnosus, 1005 nucleotides. NCBI's taxonomy places the organism in Eukaryota, Metazoa, Rotifera, Eurotatoria, Philodinida, Philodinidae. The record is from the annotation of a GenBank genome assembly.
AUGGGCCAGUAUCUUGAUAAAAGUUCGGGUCAAAUGUCAAAAUCAACGCCAACAAAUUCAUUUUCGACAACACAUGUGAAAAAGAAGGCAAAAAACGACUUAUACGAGUUUAAUAGUGCAACGAAAACAUUAUUGUCACAUUUAAAUCAUAAUUCAUCUUUUAAUCAGCGAAAUUCGUUACAACAAAGAUCGACUAAUAGUACUAUAUCCCGUGUACAUCAUCACCAACCUAAAACACAACUGGAGCCCCGUCGAGAUAUGCCUAUUCAUAAAAUUCCCGAAUUACUUGCUAAAAUUACUUGCCAUAUAUCUCAAUCAUCGGAUAAAUACUCUUCCCUAGAACACACAACAACCGUUGAAUUAUCAGACCAACGAAUUGAGAUUCUAUUUCAAACUUACUGUAAUGAACGGGGAACGGAUAAAACUAUUGAUAUUGAUGGUAUAAUUAAAUUUUGUUAUGAUUUGCAGUUAAAUCCCGAAUCAUUUGAAAUUCUUGUAUUAGCAUGGAUAUUUCGUGCCCAACAAAUGUAUCAUUUUACUCAUGCAGAAUUUACUGGAGGAUUCAAAACAAUGAAAUGUGAUAAUAUUAAUGAUUUAAGAGUAAAAUUAUGUACUUAUAUUGAACAAGAGCUAUUGACAAAUGAUUAUUUAUUUUACAAAGAUUUUUAUUCUUGGACAUACUACUUUGGUUUAGACCGUUCGAAUGGUCAACGAAAUUUAGGCGUUGAUAUUGCCUGCUGCUUAUGGCGCUUAAUCUAUUCACAGCGAAAACAACCACCCAGCAUAUUGGAUUCAUGGUUAAAUUAUUUGGAACAUGUACAAACUCAUAUUAAAGUUAUUACAUUUGACACAUGGAAUGUAUGGCCUCAAUUUUCCAAAUAUAUCGAAAAUAAUUUAGAUAAUUACGAUGAUUCAGAAGCAUGGCCGUGUUUAUUCGAUGAAUUUGUAGAUUAUGAAAGACAAAAUAAACAACAGACAGAAAUAGAAAACAUAAUGACGACAUAA